Molecule: messenger RNA, 1711 nt
Organism: Quercus robur (English oak)
Lineage: Eukaryota; Viridiplantae; Streptophyta; Magnoliopsida; Fagales; Fagaceae
Product: tubulin beta chain
Exons: 3
Coding region: 108-1457 (449 amino acids)
Biological process (GO): microtubule cytoskeleton organization; mitotic cell cycle
Cellular component (GO): microtubule; cytoplasm
Molecular function (GO): GTPase activity; structural constituent of cytoskeleton; GTP binding
Source: RefSeq, a predicted model, not a curated record
UCUUCUUCAAUAUUAAUACACACCACACCCACUCUCUUUCUCUCAUAGCCUCAUCCUCCACUCAAUUUUCAACUACCAAACCCUAAAUUUUCUUCUUUUUCCCAACAAUGAGAGAGAUCCUUCACAUUCAAGGAGGCCAAUGCGGCAACCAAAUCGGCUCCAAGUUCUGGGAGGUUAUCUGCGACGAGCACGGCAUCGAUCCCACGGGUCGGUACAAGGGAGACGGGUCGUCGGAUCUUCAACUGGAGCGAAUCAAUGUGUACUACAACGAGGCCUCCGGCGGUCGCUACGUGCCCCGGGCGGUUCUCAUGGAUCUCGAACCCGGAACCAUGGACAGCAUCAGAUCCGGCCCGUUUGGACAGAUCUUCCGCCCCGAUAACUUCGUUUUCGGACAGUCCGGCGCCGGAAACAACUGGGCCAAAGGUCAUUACACUGAGGGAGCUGAGUUGAUCGACUCCGUUCUCGACGUUGUUCGUAAAGAGGCCGAGAACUGUGAUUGCUUGCAAGGUUUCCAGGUUUGUCACUCACUUGGAGGAGGUACAGGGUCUGGCAUGGGAACCCUCCUGAUAUCAAAGAUUAGAGAAGAGUACCCAGAUAGGAUGAUGCUUACAUUUUCCGUUUUCCCAUCUCCAAAGGUCUCUGACACUGUUGUGGAGCCAUACAAUGCCACCCUCUCAGUUCACCAGUUGGUGGAGAACGCCGAUGAGUGCAUGGUUCUUGAUAAUGAAGCACUUUAUGACAUUUGCUUCAGGACACUAAAGCUCAGCACUCCAAGCUUUGGUGACCUUAACCAUUUGAUCUCUGCAACUAUGAGUGGGGUAACAUGUUGUCUGAGGUUCCCUGGCCAGCUGAACUCCGACCUUCGGAAGCUUGCUGUUAAUCUGAUCCCCUUCCCACGUCUUCACUUUUUCAUGGUGGGUUUUGCACCACUCACCUCUCGUGGGUCCCAGCAGUACAUCUCCCUCACUGUCCCAGAGCUGACUCAACAAAUGUGGGAUUCCAAGAACAUGAUGUGUGCUGCUGACCCCCGUCAUGGCCGCUACCUGACAGCCUCAGCAAUGUUCAGGGGAAAGAUGAGCACCAAAGAGGUCGAUGAACAGAUGAUCAAUGUGCAGAACAAGAAUUCAUCAUACUUUGUGGAGUGGAUUCCUAAUAACGUGAAGUCAAGUGUGUGUGAUAUUCCACCAAUGGGUCUGAAAAUGGCAUCCACUUUUAUUGGUAACUCCACAUCAAUCCAGGAGAUGUUCAGAAGGGUGAGUGAGCAAUUCACUGCUAUGUUCCGCCGCAAGGCUUUCUUGCAUUGGUAUACAGGUGAAGGGAUGGACGAGAUGGAGUUCACAGAGGCUGAGAGCAACAUGAAUGAUUUGGUGGCUGAGUACCAGCAGUACCAGGAUGCAACAGCUGAUGAUGAGGGUGAGUAUGAGGAGGAAGGGUUAGAAGAAAAUUAUGAGGACUAAAAAGUGAAACAACUGUGGCAAGUACCUUAUAAGCAGAAUGAAUUUUGAUGUGAUCAGCUCCCUCUUUACCCGCUGAUCUACUACUGGUGUGGCUAUCAAUGUUUCUCCUUUUUGUUAAUUGUUUUGUUUCUCUAUCCAUGUUCACCCUUUGUCAUUACUCAAUUGUUUGAUUUCGUAUUGUAUGAUGAUAUAUUGAUAUUGUUGGUUGGUUUUUUCAAGUGUAUCAAUAAAAAUUGUCAUAUUGCCAAACUCCA